AUGGCAGCAAGAGAGAGGAAGAAUGCGGCUGUGUAUCGCAGCGUUUCUUUCAAAAAGUUGGGGUCCUGGAGCGCCAACAAGAGUGAAGACCAACAACACAAAUCAGAGGAUUCGGAGGCAGCUGGCGUCGCCCUUCCCCCGGAGCCCAGCAAAGCAGAACAGCUCUUGGCGACGCGUAAUGUCUGUGUGUCAAGAAAAGUUUCCAAAAUCUCGGCCACCACCACCGCCUGCCUCCCGACCGCAGAUCCAAAGAGAAACUCCUCUACUCCUAUCUCCUCCAUUUCUCCAUCCAUCCGACAGCUCACUGAGAAGUUUAGCAGCAGCGGCUCCGCCGGGACGCACAGAGCCUCACCGGGAGACGGCGCAGCAGUGACGCCGGGGAGCAGCACUCUUCCCCGGGCCAGGGGCUCCACGAGAGACUGGUCGCCGUCUCGUAAAUCUUUUCACGAGGACAGCGGCGGUGGAUAUUUCCAACAUAGUGAUACUACUACUACUGCUGCUGCUGCUGCUGCUGCUGCAGAGUCACUGACAGACAACAAAGUGCAAAAGUUUCACUCCGAAACUGACUCCGUUUCAGGCUCGGACUCGGAGCAGAAAAGUGAGAGGCGGAAUUUUAAACGUUUAUCAACCGACAGCAACUCUGGUAAGAGAGAUUAUUCACAUGUCAAUGCAUGUCCCUCUGAUAAUAGAAACACUUUGACUACAGAUGAGGAAGAGGAUGUUAGUCUUAGAGGGGUUCCCCCACCCUGUAAAUCCCACAGAAGUUAUGCCUUUACACACCACAGUGACUUUACUCCCCUGCACUCUGACAAGUGGCCCAGUGUCACCAAAAUUAGACUAAUUUUCGACGAGAGUCAAGGCACAAAGCACAAGACUGACUCUUCUGAGAAUUUAAAAGCAGUCAGCAGAGGACAUUUACAUGAGCUCAGCCCCAGUGACGGUGCUCUUCUCUCGGAUAGAAGUGACAAACUCUCGCCUUGCAGCUCUGCUAACGAAGCUAGUAUCCCGUCUUUGCAUGGCAAAUGCAUAGUUGAGGCUCAAAGCAGAGAAUGCAGCACUGUUAAAGAUAAUUUUUAUCACGGUAUGGACUUUUAUUCCAAAACUGACCACCAGCAGUUCUCAAAUGACGAGGAGGCAGACUUGGAGACACAAAGUUCUAAUAACCUGAAACCUUCUGACGUAAAUACUUUUGAAAGCGGCAGCAGUAGCAGCCGUCGUUGCACUGGGGGUAGUCACUACCAGAGGAUUAACCCAUCUCCAUACAGAUCUCAUAGUCCCAGCACUGAGUCAGAGGUGGCCCACAAGACCCUCAGGACGACAGGCCUGACAUCUGACCCCGGCCCUGACCUUCAACCCCCUGCUACUUUGUCUUGGAGUCCAUCGGAGAACUUGAACACCUCCUCCUGCUCCUCCUCUCUUCAGUGGCCGACAGUGAGGGAGAGAAGGGAUAGACAGGGGGUCGGGCUGCCCAGGGAUAGUUUACAUUCCUCACAUAGCUCCUCUAGAGCACCAGCCCCCACCCCCUCCUCUGCUCCAGGUCCAGAUAAAGCCAUUACCUCCUCCUCUACUGUACCUCCCUCCACGGAGGUAAGAGCCUCAGCAAGAGUUGUCUCUCCUCUCAGGUCCCGCUGGAGGUUUAGCUCUGGUGACGAAGAGGAGGAGCACACCAGGAGAAGAAGAGGAGGUGGAGGAGACGGUUGGAGUGUUACUUCUGGCGCAGCUCCUUCCAUCUCCUACAGAGCAGGAGAAAGGGGCACCACUGAGCGAGGAGGUAGCUAUUUAUCCCGCAGUAAAAAUGGCUGGUGGGGUGCUAAGGGCAUUGGUAGGUCCUCAGGCAGUGAGGAGGACAGCCCUGGUUCUAUAGGCCCCCACAGUCGAGAGGCAGUGCGCCGCCGCUCGCUGAGAAAGAAGAAGAAAGUCAGUGGAGCUGCUUUUGCAACAGGCCGUGAUGAUAUUGAUGAUCGUGAUGGCGAAUCAGAAGACAGCGACAGUGACAAGGCCUUGACCAUGGAGCGUUUAGAGAGGCAACACCAGCAAACCACAGGAGGAGAAUUUGCGGGAACAGUAUCUCGGAGCCACUCUGCAAGGGAACCCAGCAGUCACAGUAACAGAGCCAGGGUGCAGCAAUGGGAGCGCAUCUCCUCACCUGUGAUAUCCACGUCACUUCCCGGUGUAUCACGAGUGUCAAAGGUCAAUAUUCCCCCUUUUGUUUCCAGUCCUGGGGGUUCUCUUUGCAGCAGUCGAUACUCCAGCACUGAGACACUGAAGGAGGAGGACCAGGCUGGCUGUACCAAACGUGCACCAAAUGUGUUUUUUAACACGGGUGGAAAAGGGGGCAACGCUAGCAGAACUGCAUCCUUGUCCAUGCUGAGUAAAACAUACCAUGGGAAUUUUACCAUGUACCGCUCCCCAAGCUUUGGCCAUGGGGAUAACUUAUCUCGUACGCCUGUGCGGAUGCGCUCCAAGAUUGUGCCUACAGUCACCCCCUUAUCUAGUGUACUUGCCAGAGAAGGUGGGGCAUCGGCAGGAGUUAGGGGUGGUGAGACUAUGGCAUUAAGCAGGACAAAAAGUGGGGAUGGGGUGGAUGAUAAAAACCCAAUGUCCAUAUCAAACCCUGAUAUCACCUCAGAAACUAUGUCCCUCUUAAGCUUUCUGAAAUCUGACCUGUCGGAGCUCAAGGUGCGGAAAACAAGUGGAGACAAAUCCGGGGUCUUGGAUGGGUCCCCAGUGUACAGGAUUGGCUCACGGAAUCAAGGCGGUAAUCUGCUACCUUCUGGUCAUCGGCCGUCACUGAAAGACCUAACUGCCACCCUGCGGCGUGCAAAAUCCUUCACUUAUUCAGACAAACACACUACAGCAGUGAGGUGUUACUUGACAGGUGGCGCCACGAAGAGGAGCUCUUCUGAGCAGCAGCUUGAUUUGGAUGGAGAGGGUGAUGGAGGGAGGGUGUCAGAGAGGGAAGUAGAAAGUGAUGGCGGUGAUUUUAGGGCUGGGAGACGACAAAGAAUGAGGGAUUAUGGAUUUGAUGAUGAUGGUGAGGAAGGGAUGCCAACUCCUUUGCAGGAGAGGUAUGUGCAGGAAGCCAGGCAGGUCAUUCGAGAUAUCUGCCAAAUGAGUACUAGAGAAGAUGAUGAUGUAGAUGUAAGGAGAACUGAUGAUGAUUUGGAAGAUGAUUGUUUCCAGGUCAAGAAAACUAAUGAGGAAAAGGAGAAAGCAGGAGUGAGUGUCGAGGAUCAGGCAAAAACGGAUGAAGAGGCUGAGUUUAAGAACACAAAAGACAGGGAUAAACAUGAGGGGGAGAGAGAGAACAGGGAGAGGGAGAGGAGCGAGAGGGAUGGACAAAGUAUACAGUUGGAGAAGCUAAACAGCAGGGGCACAGAGUACAGGGAGAAGGCAAAGAGAGAGAGCAGAGAGACGGAGAGAGCCUUACUGAAGGGCGACUCGGAGGAAAGCAUGUUCUACGACCGCUCUGUGGAUGAACUUUCGGGCCAUGAGUCUAGUUUAACAGAUGAAGGGAUUGUAACAGAGCCAGAGACGGGCCCAAGUGACCCUUCUGAAAGGUCAUUCCUGGGCUCAGCAGGGGUUAAUUUGGGGUCACGAAUUGCUAAGGAUGUGCUAGGGCAGCCUGUCACCGUAUGGAAGCAAUCGGCUCUCCAUCAGCCUGAGGGGUUUAAGCAGGAAAGACAAGAGAUGACAGAAAACAGCGUGAAUUGUUCAAAUCGUCUGAACGAAGUCAACGUACCUCCCUCCUUACCUCAUCCUGCCCGCAUUGCUGAGAGUGACGGUAUCAUCAUGGAGCUGACCAGCACUGCUGGUAUCAAUAAUGUUAACACUGCCAGUGAGGAGAUCAACACCAACAGCGCUGUGUCGCAGAGGUCUGCUGGCACCACAGGAGGAGGCCUUGAAGCCCCUGCAACACCCAGUUCUAUCCGACGAAGGCGCAAGUUCUCCCCUUCUGGUAUUAACAACACAGGCUCUGAUUCCAGUAACGGCAGUAACGCAGAGUCAACAAUAGCAGCUGUUGGAAAUGGGGAGUCCACAGUCUACCGCUCUCUCAGUGACCCCAUGCCUCAGCGACACUGUUCUGUGACAGAAGAAGGUAAUAACAAUUUUUCCUCUGUGGACAGCAACCUGUUAGGAUCCCUAUCUGUCAAAGGUGGAGGUGGUGCUCCAGAUGCCUCCGCUGUGGCCACUUUGUCAGAAUACAAGGGCAGUGUGGCCAGUGACUUGUCAGUUUACAGUGAUGGCGGGCUCCGAGAUGAUGCUGUUCACGACUACAGUGGGGUGAUCAGGAGCAUUGUAGCUGAGCCAGGUGCAAUGGACAGACUGAUGACCGAUGACCAUGGCAAAGCUCCCAAGAAGAAGUCGUUCAGUGACCCCAGUCGCCGUAGCGAUGUCCCUUUACUUUCCCAGAAUUACCCUCAUCUCAAAUGUCAGACUGGCAGCACUGAGCCAAUCAGUGAGCUGGAUCAACCCGGUCCGAUUCCACCUUCCAGCAGUGAGCCAAUCCUGAGUGAGAAGCGAGAGGAACUGUGGGAGCCAGAAGUGAAGCCUAAACACGCAUUGCUGAUGCAGCCAAAUACAAAAAAAGUCAAAGCUCGUUCCCAGUCUGAAUGCACCCAUCACUCUGACAACCAUGAUGAUGACGAUGAUGAUGCAAUAGACCAAGGUGAAGAAGAGACAGAGGUGCAGAAGUUUAACUUUAACCUCAAGCUGGCUGAGGUUCUGUCCCCUAGACUGGUUCGUCGGCCCACCAGAAAGCGUCCAAAUAGGCUAGCUCAAUUUUUCCCUCAUGAGGACCCAUUUGAGCAACUGGGUUCAGAGGAGCUGGAGGACCACGGCGACCAAACCGACUUCACCCCUCUCCUUCCCCCGCCGCAACCCAAACCCAAAGCAAGAUCCAAGCAUGUCCGCCAUGCCAGCGAACCUACCAUCUUCCUCCCCAUCUCCCCACCUCCACAACUCCAGCCAUUGAAGGAAGUGGACUUCCUCUCAGUCCCACCCACUGCAGAGCCUCAGACCUCAAGUAAACCUCCAGGAGACCAAGCCCCAUCUUUGGAGGCUGUGACCCAGAAAUAUAUUCUGGAACUGAGCAAUGCUGAGGGCCCAGGACCUCCUCCAGCAGCCAGGGAUGGAGCAGAAGGUUCAGUGUUGGCUUCGGAGGGGCCCAGCGAGACCAGCACCAGCGGAAUUACAGAAGCUGGACCACAGAAGAAGAGCACAGAGGACACUGCAUCCACAGCUACCCCACAGAGGACCAAGCCCAGAGUGGACAUGAGGAAACAUGUGAUGAUGACCCUCUUGGACACAGAGCAGUCGUAUGUGGAGUCACUACGCAGUCUCAUUCAGGGCUACUUGCGUCCUCUCAAGCAGCCGGACAGCGGCUCCAUAGUGGACCCUCUGCUGGUGGACGAGAUGUUCUACCAGAUCCCAGAGAUCCUGGAGCACCACGAGCACUUCCUGGAGCAAGUUGCCGGCUGCGUCGGCCAAUGGCAUGAUAGGCAGACCGUGGGACACUUCCUCAUCCAAUCAUUCUCCAAAGAGACGCUCGCUAAUAUGUAUUCAGCGUACAUCGACAACUUCCUCAAUGCCAAAGAUGCUGUGAGGAUUGCCAAGGAGGCCAAGCCAGCGUUUCACAAGUUCCUGGAGCAAAACAUGCGUGAGAACAAGGAGAAGCAGGCUCUGGGGGAUCUGAUGAUCAAACCAGUCCAGAGGAUUCCUCGAUAUGAGCUGCUGGUGAAGGACCUGCUCAAGCACACCCCAGAGGAUCACCCGGACCACCCGUACUUACUGGACGCCCAGAGAGACAUCAAGCGAUUGGCUGAGAGGAUCAAUAAGGGGCGUCGCUCCGCUGAGGAGGCGGAGAGGGAGGCCAGGGUCAUCCAGGAGAUUGAGGCGCACAUAGAGGGAGUUGAACAUAUUCUGAACCCCCAGAGGAAGUUCUUGAGACAGGAAAUGGUCAUGGAGGCGAAGACAGUCGGUGGGAAGAAGGACCGUUCUCUCUUCCUCUUCAGUGAUCUGAUCAUCUGCACCACUCUCAAGAGGAAGUCUGGCUCAUUAAGACGCAGCUCCAUGAGCCUAUACUCUGCUGCGAGUAUGAUUGAUACCUCCAGUAAAUACAAGUUCCUGUGGAAGCUUCCCCUGGAGGACGUGGAGGUGGUGAAAAGCUCCACUCAGGCAACAAACAAGGAGAGCAUCCAGAAGAUGAUUAGUCGAUUAGACGAGGAUGUCAGCACUCUGGGUCACAUCAGCAAGCUGUCUGAGACCCUCAGCUUCCCACAUCAGUCCCUGGACGAGGUGAUAAAGGACCUGAUGUCAUCGGUGCACAGGGAGCUGUCGGAGAAGCAGUCUCUGGCCUUCAGCAUGACCUUCUUGCCCACAAAGCUGGAGUUCACCACGGCCUCCGCCGAGAGCAGCUUCGUCUUCGAGUUCACUUCGCCUGACACGCGCUCCAACUUUGAACAGGCCUUUGAAGACGCCAAGAAGAAGUUAGCAAUGAAUAAGGACCAGUGGGACCCAGAGUUUCUGAAGGCUAUUCCUAUCAUGAAGACGCGCAGUGGAAUGCAGUUUUCGUGUGCCUCUCCCAGCCACAGCUGUCCCGACAGUGGUUGUGAGGUGUGGGUGUGUAACAGUGAUGGAUAUGUGGGACAGGUGUGUCUGUUGAACAUCAAAGAUGAGCCCACAGUCGAGGCCUGUAUCGCCGUCUGCUCAGCGAGGAUCAUAUGUAUCGCUGCCGUACCCGGACUCAAGGGAAGGGAGCGCGGAUCAGAGCCCACUCUGGCCACAGCCUCCGCAGCAGCGGGUCACACCCAGCAGCAGCUCCACAUAUCUAUCUGUCAAUCAUCUCUGGAGCUGACAGAGCAACCCACAGGACCAGGGGCGGAGCUUGUUCCUUUUGACAGCGAUGACACGGAUGACGAGGAUUCACCCAGUCCCUCCUCUACUCUACAGAGUCAGGCCAGUCACUCCACCAUAUCCUCCAGCUACGGCAAUGACGAGGGCCCCAGCUCCAAGGACAUGGCCACAGAGACCACCAGCAGUGAGGAGGAGCAGGAGUUCCCGGUGGCGAGCUCCUACGGAGCCCCCGGGAUGUUGGGGGUGGGCGGAGGAGGAGGAGGCCGCGGCAACACGGAGAGCGCCAUGGACGGCCGCGCCAUGCGCCGCUCCUCUCGGGGCUCCUUCACCCGGGCCAGCCUGGAGGACCUGCUCAGCAUCGACCCGGAGGCCUACCAGAGCUCAGUGUGGCUGGGCACAGAGGAUGGAUGCAUCCAUGUGUACCAGUCCUCGGACAACAUCCGUAACCGUAAGAACAGCAUGAAGAUGCAACACUCAGCCUCCAUCCUCUGUAUACUGUAUUUGGACAACAAAGUGUUUGUGGCAUUGGCCAGUGGAGAAGUGAUCGUCUAUCAGAGGGAAGCAGGUAGUUUCUGGGACCCUCAGUCUUCUCAGACCUUAGUUCUGGGCACGCCCAGUAGCCCCGUCACCAAAAUGGUUCCCGUGGGAGGAAAGCUUUGGUGUGGCUCACAGAACAGAGUGCUUAUUAUCAACACAACUACACUGGUGCAAGAGCACUGGUUCCAGGUGGGCACAGACAGCAGUCGGUGUGUGACCUGCAUGGUGGCGUACGGUCAGGGUGUGUGGUUGGCAUUGCAGGGAAGUGCACAUGUGAAACUCUACCACGCUCAGACCUUGGAGAGUCUGACGGAGGUGGACGUGGCGCCUGCUGUGCAUAAGAUGCUUGCAGGUGCAGACGCGAUCAUCAGACAGCACAAAGCCGCCUGUCUGAGAAUCACAGCGUUGCUGGCCUGUAAGGAUCUGCUGUGGAUCGGCACCAGUGCAGGGGUGGUCCUUACGCUGGUGAUCCCGGCAGUGAGCUCGGGAACCGGUGCCGGGACACUGAAAGUCCCCCAGGUGCCGAUGGGCUCGGCUCACGGACACACGGGACACGUUCGGUUCCUCACAUCCAUUGAACUACCGGAAGGGUUCGACAUGAGCUUCCCUCCGACAACAACUGACUCCACAGGCAACCAAUCUCAGAGCAGCACAGUUGACGGGAACCUCCAGAGGCGUGACUCGGCGCGGCGCCGAGCCUCGGCCCACAUCCCGUCAAAAACCAACCAUCUGGUCAUUUCCGGCGGCGACGGCUACGAGGACUUCCGACUCACCAAUAGCAGUGAAACGGUCGGACGGGACGACAGCACCAACCAUCUUUUGCUUUGGAAGGUCUGAGGCCAUCGACCCCCGGUGUGAACAAACCCGCCCCAACCUCCUCUGCACAAGCUCCCGCCCUCUCCACAUCGGACUCGUCACUUUUUUGGUGUUGCUGUGGUCUUCUGCUCAGUUCCACCAAGUCUCUAUGUGCGUAAUUUGGCUGCCAACUCCCUCCUGGACCUUUUUAAUGAGUAUGAUCAUGUCAAAGCCAGUUUUUACCGUGUUGAUGUUUCUGAUGGUGUGCGUCGUUGCUCUCUUGAGUGGUGUCUGUGCGUGUGCAUUUCCUUUUUUUUUUUUGGCAUCUGCAAAUAUUGUCUAGAAAAGCGUCUUUAAACUCGAGUCUUCGCUGAAGGAGACAGAAGAAGAGACGGAGAAGGAGGAAAGAAACUUUCACACGUGGAUGUAUGUUUAGACUGUGAAGAGGACAGGAGGUAGAAACAGGACGUCUGAGUACAUCAACCCUUCACCCCAUCAUCACUUCAUCUUAGCCUGAACUGCAGAUAAAAUGCCUCCUGAUGAUCAGAGGUAAAUGUCAUGUAAAAGUGAAAUACACCAUCACAGACUAGUUCGAUGGAUAUUCUGAAUUCAUUUCUGCAGUCGGAGCUCAAGAUUGGAAGAGAGGUUCAGCUGAUGUCUGUGAGCUUUUAAAAAGACAAAAACAACGUCUCCACGAUCAUUGCUUAUAGAUGCCAGACUACUAACGUCCUCUUUUCUCCUGUUGAGGGAGAGUGAAUAUCAUUAAAGUGCAAUAUGUGGCAAGGGUAUCUAGCAAGACACACACACACACACACACACAGACAGACAUUAAUGCACACAUCCUCUCACUGAAUAGGAAGCAUAAAUGUGUUUUUUCCACAGAUAAUCACUUUGUAUCUGAUUUUCUUAUUUCAUUUUUGUUUUGUCAGUAUAAGAUGACAUGAACGUAGAUGAUGCCCGCUGCUGGAGUUGAGCAGGAAAAGUGCAUUUGGAGACGUUCCUCCUGAACACGACUAUGCCAAAGCCUUGUAUGCGUUACAGUUUUGACAUGAAAUGUUUUUGUUUGUUCAGCAGAAAUCCGGAGCUGAAGUUACUGACUUCUAUGACGCUAUAGGCUGUGGUAGCAGAUUAACGAUAGUGAUGUACAGUAUUUAUGGUUUUGAUUUUUAGCGCCGCCUUUUUCCAGCACUUAAUUUAUAGAAGAUCUAGUUUUCACUUUUUGUUUAGGAGUUGAAGAACAAGCAGGCCCGGACUCGAGUAGCGGAAUAGAUAACUAGGCGUAGUUUGGUUCAGGCAGACAUGCACACAGCGGGGGGUUGCAUACACUCAUCUAUUGGUUGUUUGUGCCCAAAAGACUCAGACUGCGGACUCAUCCCAAAAUUCCCCUCACGCUGUCUCUGAACACAGCGCAAUCCUUAUCUUGAAACAGACAGUCGUGUGUUCGGGUGCUGAACGCAAAGAGAUGCUCAACCAUUUCUAUUAUUUGACAGCUUCACGGUGCGUAUUGUGUCACAGGACGUGUGGCGCUAAGAUGUGUCGUUACACCCCCGAUGCACGCGCUUGAUUUCAGUAUUGAUCGUUGGAGAACGAGUUGCAUGUGGUGUGUUUGUGAGGAAAGAGAUACAAAGUAGGUCAGAAGGACAAAUGCUGAGCACCUGCACGUGCCUUCAGAAGGCUAAAAGUUAAGCCCUUAAACACACACACACACACACACACACACACACACAGUGAAAAGCUCUCGGCUCUCACUCGCACUGCAGCAGAAGUCAGAGGGAAGUGAAAGGUGCCUCUGACUCGUCCUUGCACACACUCGCAUGUUGGCGUCAGGCUACAUCAGGCUUUGUGGGGUUAAGCAGAGAUCGUCUUUGGUUCCUCCAAACCUAGAAAGCCUUGUUGCACUUUGCCGGCCAUCUGGGCGCUCACCUCAGAACGCAAGUGAGCUCUUUACCUUUGUGAGUGUAAAGGCCUCUGUGUGUGUGUGUGUGUGUGUGUGUGUGUGUCUGUGCGUGUGUCUGCAACCUCCGUAAGUGCUCUGUUACUCAGUUAAGAAGUAUGAGAAGGACAUUGGGACUUUCUGCCCAGAAUGUAGGCUAAAUUACAGUUAGCUUGUGGUAGCAUGUAUAGAAUACAGCAGAGGAAAGUUUGACAAUUUGAGCAAAUGUUACAGGACGAGUUCAACACUUUGGGAAAUACGCUUAUUCGGUUUCUUGUCGAGGAGUUUGACACCCCUCUCUAAGACGAGCGUGAUAUUAUCUUCUCAGCUAACGCGAAGAAAAAAAGGGAACAAGGUUAUUUCCCAAAAUGUUUAAUUAUUCCUUUUACGUCCUCUAAGGUUUAAGGUAGCAGAAAGUGUUUUUUUAUGUUAUGUAUGAUUCACAUCAAAUUAUUAAUAUUUGCCAUGAGCUGCCCGGUCAUCCAAUGAACAUGCUGUAUAUCUAUGCUGGAUGUAGAGGGUUGGAGAGCUCCUUCGGGUGGAGUCUUAUGUUGUCUGUGAGAAAUGAUGUGGAGGAACAUCGGUGUGCCAUCUCUGCUGAGUCGGGCAACGGAGAAACUAAAUCACUUAGUGUCCUGGGGCUGAAACCGAAACCUUGGAGUCAAUAAUUCUCAAUUCAGCCGAUUCAGAAAGUUGGUAGGUUUUCUUUUUAAAUCAGAAAAAAAAUUGGCUGAAGAAUAUACUUUUACAUUCACAUGGUAGUCACAUAAAUACUAAUGACUGAACACUAUUUUCAGCAGUUGCAUUUUAUGUUUUAAACGCAGUGUAAUGAGUUUGACUCUUUAUUUUACAGACAUACAAGCAUGCACACGAACACACCGCGUCUUAGAUAUGAAGUAAACCUAGAUGCUAUAACUUGACCCGGACAGAGAGAAUGAAAGAGAAGAAUCGCAUCAAACACAUCCUAUCAUCACUAACUCUCACUGAACAUGUUGGUUAUCCUCCUCGUGCCCGUAUGUGAAAGAAGUCUUUAUUGUUGUAAAUAUUGGUAUAUAUUGCCUUUUUUCUGUAAAUAGUGCACCCACGGUACUCAAUUGUUGAUAUGAAUCUAAUGGCAUAUUUUUAUAUAUUUGUCUAAGUUUUUGUUUGUACCCCCUCCUUCCCCCUUUCUGGCAUGCGCUGUCGGUGACGUUUAAAUUAUAACUGUCGUAGAUCUUUCCGAAAGAAGACGAGAAGUUUUGGCAUCGAGGUUUUCUCUGUUGGCUCUGAAACGUGCGUUUGCGUCGUCUACAGGAAGGAAAACAACAACAACAACCUGCUCACAACUCUGUUGAUCUCGCCCUGGUUACGUCCUGUAUGGAGCUGCUCUCGUUUAGUCACUGUGGGUUCCUCUGUAAAUAAAUCAGUUCACUGGUG
Messenger RNA from Anarrhichthys ocellatus (wolf-eel), 11536 nucleotides. It is a transcript of the gene arhgef17, whose product is annotated as Rho guanine nucleotide exchange factor (GEF) 17. NCBI's taxonomy places the organism in Eukaryota, Metazoa, Chordata, Actinopteri, Perciformes, Anarhichadidae. Bases 1 to 8229 code for a protein of 2742 amino acids. The transcript has 24 exons. Gene Ontology annotation, molecular function: protein binding; guanyl-nucleotide exchange factor activity. Gene Ontology annotation, biological process: actin cytoskeleton organization. The record is from RefSeq and is a predicted model, not a curated record.